Messenger RNA from Lacerta agilis (Sand lizard), 724 nucleotides. RefSeq names its product scavenger receptor class A member 5-like. NCBI's taxonomy places the organism in Eukaryota, Metazoa, Chordata, Lepidosauria, Squamata, Lacertidae. The transcript is spliced from 4 exons. The coding region runs from base 383 to 724 and encodes 113 amino acids. The record is from RefSeq and is a predicted model, not a curated record.
ACUCUCCCCUUUCUAUGCCUGCCCCCUUCCCACUCCCCUCGGCUUCCCCAGGAGUGGCGAAGCCUAGCUGGAAAGCUGCCUGGGUCCUUCACUUUGCCUGGAGAAGGGCUGGCUGCAGAGUUUUGAGAGAGCCACGGCUGGCAAUCUGAUCUGAAGUGGAGGAACCCCACCACCACCCAAGACCCCUUUGCUGGCCAUGGAAGGGAUGCCUGCCCAUGUCUAGAGGGCUCUUCUUUACCUUCUGGAUUGGAAGGAGCUAACCGGCAAGAACUCUGUAUUUUGAGAUUUCCCUCUACCUUCUCUGACCAUCUUGCAUGGUAGGGAUUAGGAGGGGCUGACGAACCCAAGGCUGCCAAGAACCCCCCUGCCACCAGGUGAGAAGAUGGAGAACAAAGCCAUGUACCUCCAUACCUUUGGCGAGAGAGAGAACGGGUCCGUCUUCGAGGAGCAGUUUGACGGAAAGAACCUCUCAAAGCUGAACCUGUGCGAUGAUGGUCCAGGGAGCAGGAAGAGACCAUCGGGACCCUGCGGACACCUGGGGUCCCUGGCUGCUCUCAAAUAUGCCGUGGUUGGGCUCUACCUGUUGGUUUUCCUGAUUCUUGUUGGCGUUUUCAUCCUCGCAGAGAUGCAUGACAGGAGGGCUCGCUGCACCAGUGAUGGCUACAUUUUCAUUCCACCGACGGAAGCAGGGAUGCCUCCGAAUGCCAGUUCCCAGGAAAAGUGA